AUGGAUCUUUGUAUCAGCUUUAGCAAAUCCAGAAACAGCAGAAGAAAGAUGUCUUCAUCCUACAACAACUCAAUUGCCUCAUCCUCCACUCAGUCCUUCCUCCUCUCAGGUGCUGCUGCUGCUGCUUCGGGUGUCGGAGCUACCAACUUCAACCGUGAUCAAGAGCCCCCGAUGACGAUGCUUCAACCACCACCCAACUCCACCGUUGCUCCACCACCCAAGAAGCGAAGGAACCAACCUGGAAACCCAAAUCCAGAUGCUGAAGUGAUAGCGUUAUCUCCAAAGACGAUAAUGGCGACCAACAGGUUCAUCUGUGAGGUGUGCAACAAAGGGUUUCAAAGGGAACAGAACCUGCAGCUUCAUAGGAGGGGACACAACCUCCCAUGGAAGCUGAAACAGAAGUCAAACAAAGAAGUGAGGAGGAAGGUGUACCUUUGUCCGGAGCCCUCGUGCGUCCACCAUGACCCCGCACGUGCUCUCGGAGACCUCACCGGAAUCAAGAAGCAUUACUACCGGAAGCACGGCGAGAAGAAGUGGAAAUGCGACAAGUGCUCUAAGCGCUACGCUGUUCAAUCCGAUUGGAAAGCUCACUCUAAGACUUGUGGUACCAAAGAGUAUCGAUGUGACUGUGGUACCAUCUUCUCUAGGAGAGACAGCUACAUCACCCACAGGGCCUUCUGCGAUGCUUUGAUUCAGGAGUCAGCAAGGAACCCUACCGUGAGCUUCACGGCUAUGGCAGCUGCUGGUGGUGGCGCCGGCAGACAUGGCUUUUUCGGCGGCGCUGCUUCUGCUCUCUCUCACAACCAUUUCGGUGGUACUUCAGCUUCUGGGUUUACCUCUCUAGCUGCAAGUUACAAUCUGAACCGUUCAUCGUCCGACAAGUUUGAAGAGUACGCUCCUCAGUCGGCUAACCCUAAUCCCGGUGGUCCUCCCAACUUCCUCAUGCAAUGCGCUGCGAACCAAGGACUGUUAGCGCAGAACGACCAGGGUCUCAUGAACCAGCAUGGUCUGAUGAACCUCGGUGAUCAUAACCUCAACAGCAACAACAACAACUUGUUCAACUUGGGAUACUUUCAAGACACUAAGAACCCUAACCAGACAAGUGUUCCUUCUCUUUUCACCGGUGGUGGUGCUGAUAACAACGAUUCUUCUGCUUUGCUAAGAGGGUUACCUCCUUCAUCUCCUUCAAGUGUCGUCGUCAAUGACUAUGGAGAUACUGGGAAUGGAAACCUUCAAGGUCUGAUCAUGAACACUCUAGCUGACUCGUCUGACCAUCAAAGCCGGUCCGGUAGCAUUUUUGACCUUCACUUCGGGAGCAAUCUUAGCAUGGGAGGCUCCGAUAGGUUGACUUUGGACUUUCUUGGCGUUAAUGGAGGUGGAAUGGUGAGCACCGUCAAUGGUCGUGGUGGUCGUAAUGGAGCUCCCCUGGACACUGAGAUGAAGUUUUCACACCCAAAUCAUCCAUUUGGGAAAGCUUGAAGAUGAUCGUAUAUGUUUGUAUAUACAGAUCAUCCAAAUCAUGAUCUUUCUGGGUUCUUUGGAGAUUCUAUUUUAAAGCUUUAAUUUCUUUCGUUUGCUAUUUUUGACUAUAUUAUUAAGGGUAAGGGGUUAGCUUUGGGGUUUUUUUCUUAUUUUGUAAUAUACUUUCCUUUAUAAGUUCUCUUUUAUAAUAUCAUGGGUGGGAGGCUCGAACAUGAGUUUUUCCUUAUAAUGAAAUAUAUAAUCUUCAACCAA
Molecule: messenger RNA, 1734 nt
Organism: Capsella rubella
Lineage: Eukaryota; Viridiplantae; Streptophyta; Magnoliopsida; Brassicales; Brassicaceae
Product: protein indeterminate-domain 6, chloroplastic
Cellular component (GO): nucleus
Molecular function (GO): DNA-binding transcription factor activity
Source: RefSeq, a predicted model, not a curated record